AUGCCGAAACUGUAUCAGUCUAUCACUGUUCUGAACAAAUCAACUCUUCACAAAAUGGCUUUCAAGGUGAUAGUAUUCGCCUCCAUCCUCGCUUACGCCAACGCCGGAUUCCUCGGUGAAGCCUAUUCUGCAGGCCCAGUAGCAGCCUAUUCUGCAGGUCCAGUAGCAGCCUACUCCGCAGGUCCAGUAGCAGCCUACUCCGCAGGUCCAGUAGCCUAUUCAUCCGGUCCAGUCAUAUCAGCCUAUUCCUCACCUGUAGUAGCCAAAACCAUCAACACUUACGCCAAUCAUGGAUCUCCAUACAUCUCUUCCUAUGCUGCUCCAGCUCCAGUAAUCACCAAAGGCAUUGCUCCAGUUGUUUCAAGCUACUCUGCACAUUCUGCUCCAGUUGUGUCUAGCUACGCUGCUCACUCUCCAGUUGUGUCCAGCUACGCUGCUCACUCUCCAGUUGUAUCCAGCUAUGCUGCUCAUUCUCCAGUCGUAUCAGCUUACUCGUCUAACCUUGUGACCAAGUCAUUUGGUUCCCCCUUGUCCUAUUCAUCUCCUUUGUAUGCAGCUCAUUCUGCUCCAGUUGUUUCCAGCUACUCUGCACAUUCUGCUCCAGUUGUGUCCAGCUACGCUGCUCACUCUCCAGUUGUAUCCAGCUAUGCUGCUCAUUCUCCAGUUGUAUCCAGCUAUGCUGCGCACUCUCCAGUUGUUUCCAGCUAUGCUGCUCACUCUCCAGUAGUAUCUGCAUACUCUGCUGCUCCCUUCGCUCAACCUUGGUAAAAUUAUAA
Messenger RNA from Psylliodes chrysocephalus, 776 nucleotides. The record is from the annotation of a GenBank genome assembly. NCBI's taxonomy places the organism in Eukaryota, Metazoa, Arthropoda, Insecta, Coleoptera, Chrysomelidae.